AUUUUAUUUAUUUUUUUCCUUUAUUUGGGGAGGAGCCUCAAUGAGUCAAUGUUCUUUCCUCCUCCGUUGGGACUUGGGAGUAGCAGACGCCAUAGCAGCAUUUGUUGAAGGAGAGGAUGGGGAAGAGCAGAAUACUGGUAAUCGGGGCGACUGGAAAUCUAGGGUUUCAUCUGGCCAAAACUAGCCUCGAAUUCUCUCAUCCCACCUUUGCUCUUGUCAGGGACUCUGCAUCCUCUCACCCUGACAAGUCUCAGAAGCUUCAAUCCCUUUCCUCUGCUGGAGCCACAAUUCUCCAGGGUUCUCUCGAAGAUGAAUCGAGCUUGAUUGAAGCGAUAAAGCAGGUGGACGUGGUGAUUUGCGCUGUUCCAGCGAAACAAGUUCACUUGCAGAGGCAUCUUGUUCGAGCCAUAAAAAAAGUUGGAUCCGUCAAGAGGUUCAUUCCUUCUGAAUUUGGAUCAGAUCCAGACAGGGUUCAGAUAGUAGACAUGCACUAUGACUUCUAUUCGAGGAAAGCUGAAAUUAGGCGUCUUAUAGAAUCAGAAGGCAUACCCCAUACCUGUGUAUCUUGCAAUUUCUUCAUGAGUUAUUUACUUCCGUCACUGCUUCAACCAGGCCAAAAGGUUCCUCCUAGGGACAAAGUGACAAUUUUUGGAGAUGGAAAUACUAAAGGUGUCUUUGUGAAGGAAAGUGAUGUUGCCACCUUCACUAUCAAUACAGUGGAUGAUCCACGUAUGCUUAAUAAAGUGCUGUAUCUGAGGCCUUCAGGAAAUGUUUACUCCGUGAAUGAACUGGUCAAGAUUUGGGAGAGUAAGAUUGGGAAGAAGCUUGAGAAGUUUUACGUGCCAGAAGAAGAAGUUCUUAGGAAAAUUAAAGAUACUCCAUACCCAGAAUGUUUGGAACUCAUUUUUAUAUAUUCUGCUUUCAUUAAGGGAGAUCACACGUACUUUGACAUCGAGUCAUCUGGCGGGGUCGAAGGAACACAGCUGUAUCCUCACGUUAGAUACACGACAAUCAGUGAUUACUUAGACACCCUUUUGUGAGAAUAUUUAAGAUCACUGCAAUCAGUGAUUACUUUGACACCCUUUUGUGAGAAAUGUUUAUAAUUGCUCUGAUAAAUUAGUUUAUUUGCCAA
Molecule: messenger RNA, 1132 nt
Organism: Malania oleifera
Lineage: Eukaryota; Viridiplantae; Streptophyta; Magnoliopsida; Santalales; Ximeniaceae
Product: probable pinoresinol-lariciresinol reductase 3
Exons: 5
Coding region: 117-1040 (307 amino acids)
Molecular function (GO): oxidoreductase activity
Source: RefSeq, a predicted model, not a curated record